Messenger RNA from Linum tenue, 132 nucleotides. NCBI's taxonomy places the organism in Eukaryota, Viridiplantae, Streptophyta, Magnoliopsida, Malpighiales, Linaceae. The record is from the annotation of a GenBank genome assembly.
AUGAGGCAUUCAACUCCAGGGAUGAAUCGAAAAAGAAAUCUUUAUGGGUUCUACCUCCUAUUUUUUAUGAAGAGAAUGAAUCUUUUUAUCGAAGGAUCAGAAAAAAUGGGUUCGGAUCUCCUGCGGGAAUGA